Cladophialophora immunda is the source of this 1188-nucleotide messenger RNA. RefSeq lists its product as uncharacterized. The record is from RefSeq and is a predicted model, not a curated record. The transcript has 4 exons. NCBI's taxonomy places the organism in Eukaryota, Fungi, Ascomycota, Eurotiomycetes, Chaetothyriales, Herpotrichiellaceae. Bases 1 to 1188 code for a protein of 395 amino acids.
AUGGGCGUCAACACCUUCACCAUGUCUGCGAAAUUCGUCCUGGCCCUGUCCUUGUCCUUCCUUGUCCUUUCUUCUCCUCAGGUGUUGGCGUCGGUCUUGGCCAGUGCUGCGUCCAACGUCUGCGCCUGGGACGGUGCGAUGCCGGUGCUGUACCACGUGUACGGCACCGACGUGUGCCCGCCCAAGUUUGUGCUCAAGAACGGCGUUGAUUGUGAGGAUUCUCCCAUCGAUGCUUACAAAUGCGCCAGCUUCUGUCAGAUGAAGACCACCUUCUACUAUGGGCCAGAGCAACCCUAUUCGGCGAUGCCCAUGUGCACUGGCGGAAUCUCUUGCACGUUGACCGAGUCCAGGCAUGUCGGCUACAAUAUCAAGGGUAAACUGAACGGCAAUUUCAAGAAGGGAGCUAUGACACUUGGCAUCGCCGGCGGCCUCAAUUACAAAAGUGGCCAAAGUGAGAGCUUCAAGUUUACCAAGAUCCUCAAGCACAAUGAAUGUGGAUAUUUCACCUUCAUCCCAAUUCAGCGGGACGUCUGUGGAACUUACUCGGAAGGAACUUAUCCAGAAAGUGGCCGGCCCUGUAUCGACACCACCACAGUCGGCAAUGCUUGCGCCGUCGACAUGGUGACAGUCGAGGAUCAUUUUUAUUGGUUCAAGCGUGUCAUCCGUGGUGUCGCGGUCUUUGUCUAUCUCGACUGCGCGACUCUCGAGCCUCUGCCGGACGAGAAUCAAGAAGCUCCCUUCAACAAGCCUGGUGUUCGUCUGCCUCGGGGCUUAGCCCUGGCAAAUGCUUACAAGAACAUGUGGAAUGCUUCGCGCUAUGGCCCCGUGGCCGCACAGUCCGAUACGGCUGUCUGCGACACCGACCAAGUCGCCAAUGCGACUGACUGUGCUGAAGUCUUGGCUGAUGUCUCUGAACGUGGAGCCGAGAUGGUUCCGGCGGGCAGCGCAUUCCAGAAUAAAGAAGUCACAAUUUCGGCCUCAGGCAACUGUGCCCUGUAUCUAACCUACGAUGAGGAUUGGACGCAUACCUUUUGUCUGGUCCCCUUGGUGGAAGUCUCGGCCGCAGCGCAGUCCCUCUACGACUCUUGUGGGGACCACAAUACUGGCAUGGUUGGAGGAAGUCAUGUUGUGAGACACGUUGGCAAUUGUGGAGCUACGGUCGCUUUUCAGCCGAAUCCUGACAAUUGA